GGCAAAAGCAUUAUAUUGUUUCUAAUCAAGUCUAGCUGUAGGAUAUUAUAUAUUUUUGAAGCCGGGACUAGAAUAGCUUAAAGUAUACGCGUAAUUUGUCGACUUACUACCUCAGCGCACUUGGUCACACUGAUCCCACAUCAAAAGAUAGAAGAAGACCAGACAAGUGUUAACAAGACCUUCACAUUCCAUUUACCAGCAGCCACCCACUUGCAAGAUGGUUUGCGUGCCCUGUUUCAUCAUCCCACUGCUGCUGUACAUCUGGCACAAGUUCGUGCAGCCAAUUCUGCUGCGCUACUGGAAUCCGUGGGAGAAAAAGGAUGCACAGGGCAAUGUGAUCAAGGCCGGGCCGGAAUUCCCCUUCGAAUGCAAGGGAGGCGUCUGCCCAUUUGUGCCCGGUGGCAACAAGGAGAAGAACCCACCAGCUGCUGAGGGCUCCACCUCUGCCGCCAAGGAACUGACUGCAACGGAAUCCGUCUCUGCCGACGGCCCUGACGCUUCCGGCACACCAAAAAAUACGCCAAUUACAGCGGGGACAAGUGCCGAGUCCAAGAAACUUAACUAAAUUACUGUAGAUUUUGGAUAGUUUUUUUUUCUCAUUUUUUGUUUU
Drosophila novamexicana is the source of this 610-nucleotide messenger RNA. Its product is annotated as UPF0729 protein GD16342. The record is from RefSeq and is a predicted model, not a curated record. NCBI's taxonomy places the organism in Eukaryota, Metazoa, Arthropoda, Insecta, Diptera, Drosophilidae. The transcript is spliced from 3 exons. The coding region runs from base 218 to 565 and encodes 115 amino acids.